Molecule: messenger RNA, 900 nt
Organism: Dissoconium aciculare CBS 342.82
Lineage: Eukaryota; Fungi; Ascomycota; Dothideomycetes; Mycosphaerellales; Dissoconiaceae
Product: arad-like aldolase/epimerase
Exons: 4
Coding region: 1-900 (299 amino acids)
Cellular component (GO): cytoskeleton
Molecular function (GO): actin filament binding
Source: RefSeq, a predicted model, not a curated record
AUGGCGCCUCACGCGGAAUCCACCGUCACCGGCAAAGCGAGCAACGGCGAGGAGGUGCCCGUCAACCCCGGGACCGCUCCUCUCGAGCCCGGCGUCGCCAAGAAGAUCGCCGAAGGCAAACAGUUGACCUUCCCGCGCCCGCCCAAGUUUGAAGACAAAUACGAAGAGCGGGAAUACCUCAAGGGCCGUCUCGCCGCCGCCUUCCGGAUCUUCGGGAAAUACGGUUUCGACGAAGGCGUCGCCGGCCACAUCACGAUGCGGGACCCGGUGGACCCGAAGUCCUUCUGGGUGAACCCCUUCGGCAAGGCCUUCUCGCUCAUCACCAAGUCCGAUCUGAUCCUCGUGGACCACAGCGGGGAGGUGAUCGACGGGGGCGAGUGCCGGCUGUUGAACACCGCCGCGUUCAUGAUCCACUCCGCCGUGCACGAGGCCCGGCCGGACGUCGUCUGUGCGGCCCACAGCCACUCGAUCUACGGACGGACGUGGUGCACGCUCGGCCGACCCCUGAAGACGCUCACCCAGGACUCCUGCGCGUUCCACGACGACCACGUGGUGUACGACUCGUUCAACGGGGUGGUGCUGGCGACCAAGGAGGGCCGGGACAUCGCGGCGUGCCUGGGCGGGCGGAAGGCGGCGCUGCUGCAGAACCACGGGCUGCUGACGGUGGGGCGCACGAUCGAGGAGGCCGUCUUCUGGUUCGUCUCGCUCGAGAAGUGCUGCCACUCUCAGCUCAUGGCCGAGGCCGCCGCCGGCUCCCGCGGCGAGCAGCCCGUCGAGAUCGGCGACGUCGAGGCCCGCUACACCCACCGCACCAUCGGCUCCAGCCAGGCCGGCUGGUUCUCGGGCGUGCCGCUGUUCGACGUCGUCCACAAGGAGACGGGCGGGGAUUAUCUUCUAUAG